This is a messenger RNA of Phaeoacremonium minimum UCRPA7, 810 nucleotides long. RefSeq lists its product as hypothetical. The record is from RefSeq and is a predicted model, not a curated record. The transcript has a single exon. Lineage: Eukaryota; Fungi; Ascomycota; Sordariomycetes; Togniniales; Togniniaceae. The coding region runs from base 1 to 810 and encodes 269 amino acids.
AUGCCGCCUAUGCAGGUGGUACCGGGCAUGCCUCCCAAUGCUUUACCGCCGAUAAAUUUCCCUCCCAUGGACAGUCGUCUGCAAUCGAUCAUUUCAGCUCUCGCUCAGCCCAUGAUACAGUCACAAGUCGAGAAAAUACCGUUUGAGACGCUCCAGAAAAUUGUUGUCGAGACGGCAGCAGCAGAUCCAAAGGGAAUUCUUGCUAGAGCCAUAAAGCAAACACAUGCCGAGAUCAUCGAACGCCAGCGCACCCGCGUCUUAAACUUUGACGGUUACAGCAAGGAGGCUUGGUAUCAGCUAAAUCAGAAAUAUGACCACCUCAGUGGCAGUAAGCAGUACGACGCGUCCUCUAGCGUGGAAAGUACCAUUGGGGAGAUGCUGGACAGUAUCCUGGAUCGUACAGAUGAGAACUCAUCCUAUGGCACUAAGAAGAGCGCCAUUGAGACCAUGCGCAAGAUCCUCAAAAGCGUGCUUUUGGCCGAAGAUGUCAUCGGGCGUGAAGUCCGAAAUUCGUGUUAUGGCUGGGAUGCCAAGUUUGUCGAAGUCAUCGAGGCAUUCGACAGCAACGAGCUUGAAAGGCUCGUCACUGAGGAUGAUGGGCAGUGGCUGGAGAAGGUGCGCGAGCUGGUAAAACUGGCAAAUGAUUAUUGCAUCCUUGGAAAACUCAAAGAUGGCUUAGCUAUUCUUGAGGGAGAGUACGAAGAAGAUGAGGAUGAGGACGAAAGUGAAGACGACGAGCAUGCCGAUGAAGGAGAAGGGGAUGAAAGACCCGGAGAUGGUCACGCUGAGCACGGCGAAAAGGGGCUGUAA